UUGAAACUGAAGGAUCAGUGAUUGCAACAUUUAGACUAGUUGGUCUAUUUUUUCAGAAUUACACAAGGAAUAUUUUUAGCAAGUAAUUCACCCGUAUAACAGAUGCCAUGAACGCGUCAGUGGCCAAAAAGACACAAGAAACUUUGGGCAAAGUGAUAAAGAAGCCUCCUCUUACUGAGAAAUUACUCAGUAAGCCGCCGUUCCGAUACCUGCACGACAUAUUCAGUGAGGUAAUACGGACAACAGGCUUCAUGAAGGGACUUUACUUGGAGGCAGAGAUGAAAUCAGAAAAUGUGAAGGAGAAGGAUGCUAAGAUGGCGUUCCUGCAGAAGGCCAUCGACGUGGUGAUGCUGGUGAGCGGGGAGGCGCUGGCGGUGAGGCCGGCGAGGAUCGUGGCGGGACACGAGCCCGAGAAGACCAACGAGCUGCUGCAGGCCCUGGGCAAGUGCUGCCUGAACAAGCUGUCGAGUGAGGAGGCGGUGAAGCGGGUGCUGACGGGGGACCGGCCCGACCCCAAGGGGAAGCCCACCACCUCCAAAUCCCAGGACAAGGAGAACCGCGAGGGGAAGGAGCACGUGCGGGAGAAGGAGGAGAAGAAGGAGAGGAAGGAGCAGGGUGGGGGCCGGGAGGAGAAGGAGGAGCAGCAGAGAGAGGAGGCCCGCCGGCCGGAGAAGGACCGCCAGCGGGAGGGCGAGCGGGACAAGGCCCGCGAGCGGGACCGCGGGAAGGACAAGAGCCGCGAGAAAGCCAAGGAGCGCGACCCUCAGCGCGACCGCGACCGCGAGCGCGAGAAACGCAGGGACCGAGACAAAGACCGGGAGAGGGAGAAGGACCGGGAGAGGGAGAAGGACCGAGAGCGCCACCGAGAGCCGGAGGAGAAGAGCAGAGACGCAGAGAAGGCGGAGAAAAAGGUCCGGGCUCCAGAGGAGUCGCGAAACAGGCAAGCCCCGGAACAGCCGGUGAAAAGCAGCAAAGCAGAGUCUGACGAGGUGAGCGCUCCACGCGGCGAGGCACCGAUGCUCAUGGGGCUGGGCAGCUCCAAGCCCUCCGUGGUGAUCGUAGAUGGGAAGAGGCUCUCUGAGGAUGAGGAGGAGGAUGGGCAGUUUGUGGUGGAGGACGCCCGCCCCCCUCCCAUGCCUGAACUGGAGACAGAGAGCACAGCGGAGCUGCACGGGGAGGAGAAGCAUGGUGGGCUGGUAAAAAAGAUUCUGGAGACCAAGAAGAACUAUGAAACUUCACCGUCCUCACCAAAGUCGAAAGAACAGGGCCGCUCUGUGGUGUCGGAGGCGGCUCAGCGGAAGGAGAGGGAGCUGGUGUCGCGGGAGAUGGACCGGCUGCGCUCCUCCAUCCAGACGGUGUGCCGCAGCGCGUUGCCCCUGGGGAAGAUCAUGGACUACAUCCAGGAGGACAUGGACUCCAUGCAGAACGAGCUGCAGACCUGGAGACGCGAGAACCAGGAGCACGCACAGGCUCUGCUGCAGGAGCAGAGGGUAACGGAUGCUGCAGUGGAGCCCCUGAAGGCUGAAUUGGUGGAGCUGGAGCAGCUCAUUAAAGACCAGCAGGACAAGAUCUGCGCCGUCAAGUCCAACAUCCUGAAGAAUGAGGAGAAGAUCCAGAAAAUGCUCUCCAGCAUCAACUUCUCCUCCAGGACAUGAGACACAGACCCACAGUACUGGCCAGGAGUAUGAGAGACGCAUAUCCACACUGACCUCCAGCACUGACAGGGAGUAUGAGAGACACAGACCCACACUGACCUCCAGCACUGACAGGGAGUAUGAGAGACACAGACCCACACUGACCUCCAGCACUGACAGGGAGUAUGAGAGAGACAGACCCACACUGACCUCCAGCACUGACAGGGAGUAUGAGAGACACAGACCCACACUGACCUCCAGCACUGACAGGGAGUAUGAGAGACACAGACCUACACUGAUCGCAGCACUGACAGGGAGUAUGAGAGACACAGACCUACACUGACCGCAGCACUGACGUAGUAUGAGAGACACAGACCUACACUGAUCGCAGCACUGACAGGGAGUAUGAGAGACACAGACCUACACUGACCGCAGCACUGACGUAGUAUGAGGGACGCAGACCUACACUGACCGCAGCACAGACAGGGAGUAUGAGGGACACAGACCCACACUGACCGCAGCACUGACAGGGAGUAUGAGGGACACAGACCCACACUGACCGCAGCACUGACAGGGAGUAUGAGGGACACAGACCCGCACUGACUGCAGCACUGACAGGGAGUAUGAGAGACGCAGACCUACACUGACUGCAGCACUGACAGGGAGUAUGAGGGACACAGACCCACACUGACUGCAGCACUGACAGGGAGUAUGAGGGACACAGACCCACACUGACCAUAGCACUGACACGAGCCCCACAGCUCCUGGAACUCUCUUUGGAACUCUAGAUGAUGUGUAGGUACAUGGGUCUGUGAUGGAAACUUGGUGGGUGACCUAAUGAAAGCCUGAUUUUCAGUUCCUGGGCUGUUAUACCAAAUAAUAUGGUGUCCUCUGUCUCCCCCCAGUCACCUGGCCCCUCCCCAAGCCCCAUUUAACGUGCCUUCUGUAAGCAAGCUUUCAUUCAGAGUGACCCCGCCCCUCCCAUUGUGACCCCGCUCAUCUCAUUGCAACCCUGCCCCUCCCGGCAUGAUCCCGCCCCUCCUGACAUGAUUCUCGCCCCUCCCGGCAUGACCACGCCCCUCCUGGCAUGACCCCGCCCCUGAAAGUUAUUUAUCUCCUCUGUGUUUCUGAGCUGCUGUCUCUUGGGGAAAUAUCCAUCUUUGAAAAUAAACCCAGGGGCAGUAUUGCUAAGGGACACUACACCUUAGGAUACUCUAGAGUAGGGAUCUCAAACUCAAAUCCUGGAGGGCCACUAUGUUUGUUGCUUUCUGAUUUGUUCCUGCCCUUAAGUGCUUAAUUUAAGUCAGAAAUUGGCGAUCACCUUGUUUCUAAGGCCUAAACUGUGUGCUGAUUGAAAGGAAACUAAAAAACAACCAAAGGAAACUACAAAGCCCAGAAGACUCUGUGGCCCUCCUGGAUCAGGGCUGAUUGACGCAAGUCCAACGGACACACUGCUCUGGACACAGACACAGACACAGACACAGACACACACAGCUCGUUUACAUUGGGAUUCUGCAGGGGUUGAAGCAGCAGUAGGCUGGCUGUUCUGUGGAGGUGAGGUGAUGUGAAAUGGCUGAUUGUGGCUCUGUCUGGUUGCUCUCCUGGCAGCCUCACUGCACUUUAAAUAAAGGGCCGUUUCAUUGGCUGAGAGACGCAGGAGCGUCACAUAAGACACAGCGUCUUCCUCACCCCAUCAAAGACGCUGUGGAGACAUCAUUCGGUUUGAUGGUUAAAAUAAUAGUUAAGCUGGCGGACUGUAGUGGUUUGACUGUACUAAACGAACUUCCUGUAAUAGAGAUAUUUGACCAUUUCAGUUGUUUGCACUUGCACUCUGUUAGAGAAGCGCGUCACUGAUGCCAUUUGCUGGGCUUUAGGAGAGUUGAGUUGGUUCCAAAUAGAUGCAGUAAGAGGUCUUAUGAUCAUUUUAAUGUCUGAUGUUUUCUGCUUCAAAGCCAAAAAAGCCUGUCACAUUCUGUCUACAAUUACUCCCAACACAAAUACAUGUGCUGUACCUACCAUUCCCUAUUGGCACAACAUUUAAAUUAUUUAUAUUUUGAUAAGCUUUUAAAUCCUUGAUUACUGCGUAAAUCUUAUCAAUAUUAAUUCCUGCAAAAAUGUAAGCAAUACUGCAAUUGUCGGCCUUAAAUCUUUUGCACUAAAAUGACUUUGAUGUAUGAUAAUGAACACUAUAGUACAGAUGUAUCAGUUAAUUGUUCAAAAAUGCAUCUUGGGUUUAAGUAAAAUGUUAAAUUUCUUGGAGAAAUAUUUAACUGAAGUUGAGAGUUUUUGCUCUUGAAAAAUCUCUUCAGCUUAUUGUCAAUGGAAAAGCUAUAAAUGCAGGUUUUGAAUGUAGUCGCCAGUCAGUCAGCAGAAACAGAAUCUUUCUUUGCUUCAGGUGGUUGCAAAUAUUAACAACAGAUUACUCCAGACUCCCAACAAAUCACAAUUUAGCAUCAGUAUUAUUGGAGCGAUGACUAAGAUCUCUAAAUAGUUUCUCAACAUAUGUUAUUGUAAAAGGAGCAAAUGUUUCUGAAUGCUCGCCUUCCUGGCUCUUUAAAUGAUUUCUCUGUGUUUGAUAGGAUUCUAUUUACACUGUAAACUGAUUGUACCAUACCCAUUUUUCAUAUUGUAUAUUAUGUAUAUUUUGAGCCUGUAUCAUAGUUCACAAAUUACAAUAAUUUUUGUAGUGGAGUGAAAUAAAUGGUUACCUUUCAGUAGAA
Conger conger (European conger) is the source of this 4354-nucleotide messenger RNA. It is a transcript of the gene ift54, whose product is annotated as TNF receptor-associated factor 3 interacting protein 1. The coding region runs from base 108 to 1655 and encodes 515 amino acids. Gene Ontology annotation, biological process: cilium assembly; intraciliary transport; regulation of microtubule cytoskeleton organization. Gene Ontology annotation, cellular component: ciliary basal body; axoneme; centrosome. Lineage: Eukaryota; Metazoa; Chordata; Actinopteri; Anguilliformes; Congridae. The record is from RefSeq and is a predicted model, not a curated record. The transcript is spliced from 11 exons. Gene Ontology annotation, molecular function: microtubule binding.